AUGUGGAAUUUUUUUGGAAAAGAAGAGAACACUUAUCAGUCCGACGAUAAUAGUGAAGUUUUUGACCCCGAACCAGAACUUAAACCUGUCGUAAUGAAUACAGCGGGUAGUUUGAAACCGUUCGAUUCAUCAGUGGAUGACGUUGAUGUCUGGGUUCUCACAUUUAAGGCGUUCCUCGGUGCGAACGGCCACGACCCGGCGAAAAACGAUGGAAAGUGUCGAGACAUUCUCCUAGCUACGUUGGGAAUGCAAUCUUGCGCGACCCUGAUGUCCCUCAUUGCUCCUGAUAAACCCUCUGACCAGACACUCGACGAAUUACUCCAGUUGGUUAUCGAUAACUUCAAACCCGCACCCAAAGCUAUUGCAGAACGAUUUCGUUUGAUGGGGAGGAAACAACACAAAGGAGAGACAGUUGCUCAAUUUCUUGCUGAAUUAGGACGAUUGGCAGUAACUUGUAAGUUUAAGACGGAUUUAGAACUUCGGUUAAGGGAUCAAUUCAUAUUUGGCUUGUUGAGUGAAUCUGCACAGAGAAGGUUAUUUACCAAAGAGGACGACGUUACCCUCAAAGACGUGGUCGCCGUCGCUCAGGCACAAGAAACCGCAGAACUCAGCACCACCCUUGUCCGAGAUGGAAAUGCUCAUCAGUCCGGAGCAGACCAAGUCAACAAGGUUUACCGGAAGUCGGAAAACACGCCGCGUGCAGGCCAGUCCGGUUCAAAUCACAACAAACCAUCCAAUCCAAAGCGGAACAACAAUCCACACCAACAAAACAGGAAAUCGUGUCCUAAUUGUGCAUCGUCCAGUCAUACGUCGCCCAAGGAUUGCCCUCACAAAGACGCCGAGUGCUUUGUUUGCGCCAAACGGGGACAUUUCGCGAAGAUCGUCGCAGUGGAGGAAGCUCAACCCCAAAACCACAACAACAAAAUCAACACCGCAAUCAACCUCAUCGAAACAACAAUGUAUCAUCCAUUCACUCUGUCGGAACAAGUGAUGAUGGACAAAUCAACAUCACGGUUGAGAUUGCCGGCGUUCGUCACGUCAUGGAGUUCGACUCCGGAUGCAAGAAGAGUCUCCUCUCGGGACAAUUCUGGCAUCAAUUGGGUUCACCGCAGCUCUCCAGGUCUCAAGCUACAUUUCGCACUCAGUAAAGGUACGUCGCUAUUUGGUCGUGAUCUAAUGAAAGCAUUUAAAUUGGAUUGGAAUGAAAUUGCUGCUCAGUGCAAUGCUGACGACGCCACACCAAAAUUCCUCAAGGCCCGGCCUAUCCCUUACGCUUUACGAGAGAAAGUGGAUCGCGAACUCGACAAGAUGGAGAAAGCAGGACAGAUUGAAAGAGUGGAACACAGUGAGUGGGCUUCACCCUUGGUGGUCGUCCCAAAAGCCAAUGGGAAGGUUCGAAUAACAGGCGAUUUUAAAAAUACUAUUAACAAUCAAUUGUGUAUUACGCAAUAUCCCAUUGCAAACCCAGAAGAAUUGUUCUCCAGUAUCUCAGGUGGUGAGACUUUCUCCAAAUUGGAUGGCACAGACGCGUAUCAUCAAAUGGAGCUGGACGAGCGCACGAAAAGUUUCCUGGUCAUCAACACACAUCGUGGCCUCUACAGGUACAACGUGUUACCCCAGGGAGUGGCCUCAUCCCCUGCACUUUUCCAGGAGUUUAGUGACAAACUUGUACAAGGAGUCCCAAUGUCAGGUUCCUUUUUGGAUGACGGUCUUUGCAGCGGCAGAACAGAACAAGAACACCUGCAAAAUCUCCGAACAAUUCUACAAAGGAUGCGAGAGUGCAACUACAAACUGUCGAAAGAUAAGUGUGAGUUUAUGAAACCGUCCAUCACUUAUCUGGGUCACAUCAUUUCGAAGAACGGAAUUCACACAGAUCCAAGCAAAGUGGAAUCAAUCCUCGCAAUUCAAGAACCAGCUAACGUGGUUGAAUUACAGGCAUUUCUUGGUCUUGUUAAUUUCUAUGGCAAAUUUAUGUCUUUUUUGUCAGAUAUUUGUGAGCCCCUGUACAGACUGACUCGUCAAAAUGUUCCAUGGAAGUGGACAAGUCCAUGCAGAGACGCAUUUCGGAAGGUGCAGUCAGAACUCUCAUCCAGUGAAGUUCUCGCUCAUUUUUCUCCGACUCUUCCCAUCGGAAUAAGCUGUGACGCUUCAUCUAAAGGUCUAGGAGUCGUCCUAUUUCACAAAUACCCGGAUGGUACCGAGCGACCGAUCCAAUACGCAUCCAAGUCCCUGUCCGAGACUGAGAAGAGGUAUUCUCAAAUCGAGAAGGAAGGAUUAUCAAUCAUUUAUGGAACUAAAAAGCUUUUUAAGUUUCUGUGUGGUCGUAAGUUUAUAUUGGUGACUGAUCAUAAGCCUUUACUUGCAAUUUUUGGUCCCAAAACAAAUCUACAGCCUUACGUCGCAACACGUCUUCAUCAUUGGAGUCUGCACCUCAGCCAGUUCCAAUAUGAAAUCCAGUAUCGGAAGACAACCGAACAUGGUAAUGCUGAUGCCCUGUCCCGAUUACCAUUAAAGAAUGAAUCUGCAACUGAUAAGGAGUUUACAUCGCAAGUCAAUCUCAUCGCUAGUGAAAGCAUGGAAGUUCUUCCCGUCACGGCAACAGCAAUUCGUCAAUUCUCAGCCCGUGAUAAAACUCUAUCUGAAGUUGUUCGUUUCACAUUGUCUGGGUGGCCAGCGCAAUUACAACAACAAGACAAGUAUUUGCAACCAUAUUAUUCAAGAAAAGAUGAACUAACUAUGGUGCAAGGUGUACUGCUGUGGGGCACACGUGUCGUCAUCCCCACUCAGCUACGAAAGAAAGUUCUAGAUGAGCUUCAUACAAGUCAUUCUGGAAUCGUCCGUGUGAAAUCUCUCGCCCGACAGCACGUUUGGUGGCCUGGAGUCGACGAGGAGAUUGAGUCCUUGGGAAAAGCAUGCGUGACCUGUUCCGAGCAUCGUCCCAACCCUGCUAGCGCUCCGCUACACCCAUGGCAGUUUCCAGAACGCCCAUGGCAGCGUCUUCACAUCGAUCUUGCGGGACCUUUCCUAGGCAAGAUGUGGCUUAUCAUGGUGGAUGCUCAUAGCAAAUGGCCAGAAGUUUAUUGUCAGCAACAAAUUAUAACGAGUCAAAAUGUCAUUUCACACAUACGAGAUUCACUCAUCCGAUUUGGACUUCCUGAACAAAUUGUAUCUGACAAUGGGAGACAAUUUACCUCCAAAGAAUUUGCAACUUUUUGUAAAUGUAAUGGUAUUCGCCAUGCCACUAGUUCUGUUUAUCACCCUAGGUCCAAUGGGGAAGCAGAAAGAUUUGUCCAAACUUUUAAGAAAGCUAUGAAAUUGGGGAAGGAGAAUGUGGACUUGCGACUGCAGCAGUUCCUGUUCGAGUACCGCCUCACCCCACAUGCUACCACGGGGGCAGCACCCUGCGAAAUGCUCCUUGGUAGAAAGCUUCGUAGUCGCCUUUACCUGGUUUUGCCUGAUGCUCAUGCCAAUGUGAGUCGAGCACAGCAUCGCCAGUGUGCAAGUUACGACAAGAAGAGUCGUUCCCGUUCCUUUACUGCUGGACAAGAAGUGUGGGUCAAGACUUUCUCCAGAAACGCUCCGAAGUGGUCACUUGGUGUCAUCUCCAAGCCAGUGGGUCCAGUGUCGUUCCUCAUCAGCGUCAAUGGUCAGAUUAUGAAGAGACACAUCGACCAGGUAUUGGAGGCACAUGUCAAACCACGUCCACCGCCCUCUGAUCCAGUAGACGACGACGACUUUCUCUACACUCCUGAACUCAGUCCCGGAAGUUGA
Molecule: messenger RNA, 3771 nt
Organism: Folsomia candida
Lineage: Eukaryota; Metazoa; Arthropoda; Collembola; Entomobryomorpha; Isotomidae
Exons: 3
Coding region: 1-3771 (1256 amino acids)
Biological process (GO): DNA integration
Molecular function (GO): nucleic acid binding
Source: RefSeq, a predicted model, not a curated record